Messenger RNA from Gracilinanus agilis (Agile Gracile Mouse Opossum), 2691 nucleotides. RefSeq names its product ADP ribosylation factor like GTPase 5A (gene ARL5A). The coding region runs from base 32 to 571 and encodes 179 amino acids. Gene Ontology annotation, molecular function: GTPase activity; GTP binding. Lineage: Eukaryota; Metazoa; Chordata; Mammalia; Didelphimorphia; Didelphidae. The record is from RefSeq and is a predicted model, not a curated record. The transcript is spliced from 6 exons. Gene Ontology annotation, biological process: intracellular protein transport; protein localization to Golgi membrane; vesicle-mediated transport. Gene Ontology annotation, cellular component: cytoplasm; trans-Golgi network.
GGUGGCCGGGGCGGGGGCUGCUGCUUUGAGGAUGGGAAUCCUCUUCACCAGGAUAUGGAGACUGUUCAAUCACCAGGAACACAAAGUUAUCAUUGUUGGUCUGGAUAAUGCAGGGAAAACCACCAUUCUUUACCAAUUUUCUAUGAAUGAAGUUGUACAUACAUCCCCUACUAUAGGAAGUAAUGUUGAAGAAAUAGUAGUUAAUAAUACACGUUUCCUAAUGUGGGAUAUUGGCGGCCAAGAAUCUCUUCGUUCUUCAUGGAACACUUACUAUACUAACACUGAGUUUGUCAUAGUUGUUGUGGACAGUACAGACCGAGAGAGGAUUUCUGUAACUAGAGAAGAACUCUAUAAAAUGUUAGCACAUGAAGAUCUAAGAAAAGCUGGAUUGCUGAUUUUUGCUAACAAACAAGAUGUUAAAGAAUGCAUGACUGUAGCUGAAAUUUCCCAGUUUUUGAAGCUCACUUCAAUUAAAGAUCACCAGUGGCAUAUCCAGGCGUGCUGUGCUCUCACUGGUGAGGGAUUGUGCCAAGGACUUGAAUGGAUGAUGUCACGACUUAAGAUUAGAUGAUCUCUACUGACCUCUAUUUGUAGACUUUGCAUAAAUGAAGUGCUGGACUAUAAUUAACCUGAAAGCUGCAAAAAUUAAUGGGUUAGAUAUAUUUAUAAUAAACUGACAAAUUUUUUCUAUAAGAAACAAAUUAAGACCACUUCUUUGAAAAGAAAGAUGGAGUCUCACGUUCCAGUUUGCUUUCACAUUAGUUUCUUCUGAAGUUAGGUCUUAAAGCUGUGAUUGACAUUUCUGUCAUGAUGAAUCCUCUCAGGACAUUGUGUAGUCUGUGGUAAGUAUAAAGGGAGAGGAAAGCAUUUUUAACUACAAGAGCUUUAUUAUCAGUAUAAACCUCCCUAAGAUGAAUGUUGUCUUUUUGUUUGAUUAAGUCAAAAAUUAUCAGCGGCAUAAGUAUUCAAUUUCCACUAUUUUUAAAUGUAUUGUUAAUAUGAGAAAGAUGUUUUGCAUCAGUUUGUAUAUGUAUUGUGUGUAUACCUCAAAUUUAGGUUAAUGGCUUUGAUUUCUAUACUAAAGAAAGGUGAAUAAUAUAUCUAACCUAAGUGAAUAACAUGCUUACUUAUGCCUAGAAUGAAACCAGUACGUAGAUAUUGACAUGCCACUUAUACUUUGUCCUUUAUGUUCUCUGUUUUGUAUUAACAUACCCAGAAAAAUUUUGCACUGCUUCUUUAAAAAAAAAAGAAAAAUGGAAAGUUUCUAAAUUUUGAGAAUGGGGACAGGGGUCAAACUUAAUCACUCACACACACACACACAAUAUGGUACACUGGAGUGGAAUUCUUAUGCAGUAGUUGAUUUAGUAUUAUGAACUGCCACUAAUUUAUUUCCAGAAUGUUCUUUUUUUUUUAAAGGACUAAUACUGUCUUAUUUAAGUAAUCUUGUAUUUGAAAUUAUGAGAAUACAAUUUAAGAAGUAAAUUUCCAAAGUCAAUUAUGAAAAAAAACAUCUAAAUGUGUCUUCAAAUGGUGUAACCCUUCAAAGAUUCUGAAGUAUUGGUUUUAGUUAGAAUCAUUGUAUAUACGUCGAAUUAUAAUUUUUGAUGAAUUUGACGUCUUCAUGAAAAAUGCAUACUGUUCUGGUCACUGAAAUGUGGAGGUUUUGUCAUUGGUUCGUAAUGGUCGGCUAUGGAAGGCAAGAAGUUUUUUUUUUUUACUUUUUGAGUUUUAAAACAUAUCAGAGUAUUUUGAGAACAUUUAAAAUUAUAGCUAAGUGACUUCUUCCCAUUUAUAUUGCUUAAUCACUAGGAACUAGAAAAAGCAAACAUUUCUAAAUGUUUAUUAUUUCCAAAUGAUUCUGCAUGGUAGGUGACUUAAAGUAUUCUAUAUUAAACUUUAUUGACAUUUACAGUACUGUUACUCAUAGUGCUAUAAAUGUUGAAAUGAUACCUUUAAAAAUUUGUUAAAAUCAAAAUAUAAGCCUCUGAUAUAACCAUGAACAGUCUUUAUAUCAAUACUGUUACCUUUAAAAAAUUCUUGUGUAUUAUAUUGGCUUAACUUAAAAAACCCAACUAUUUCAAAAUAGUAUAAUUCAAAGUAUACAAGAAAUAACAGUAAAGCUUAAUGUGAGCCUUUUCAAAAUUAAUAAAUUUAUAGGGAGAAAUAGCUGCAUAUGUCAUAAAUAAUAAUAAUAUAGUUUUAAAAAUCAUUACUACCAAAAUAUGUAAUAAAAAUAAAAAAAUUUUAACUAAGUCGGAAGCAUGUGGUUUGGAUAGAUUAAGGGCCUUGUGUUUUAUGUUUUUAUAGCCAAUAUACAUUUUCAAGUUUAAAAUGAAAGCAUGAAAAUUCUAAUUAUGUAAAGGUCAGUAUGCUUUUGCAAAAUGAAUCAUCAAACUAGAUCCUUAUUGAUCCAAGUUUUAUGAAUUUUCAACCUCUAGGUAUUCUCAAACUUUUUUCCCAAGCCCUUAAGUAAAAGAAGUUUUAGUAAAAUGUAGAGGAUAUUUUAGACCCCAGAAAUGGUAAUUAUAAUUAGAAGUUGAGACUUUCUUAAAGUGGGGGCACAUUAAGCAUCUCUCCAGUUUUUACUUUGACGUAGGUCCCUUUAAUGGCUGCCUCCAAGUCAUGUUGAUGCCAGUAUGCUCUCUUUCUAAUGUUUUAUUUUCCAAAAUUAUUGUAUAUUGUUAAAUACAA